AUGACAUUUGGCCCCGGUAUUCUGUCUCCAUUGAUCGUCCUCCAGCUGAUUUUCCUGUCAGAUCUUUUCUGCCUUUCUCCAGCUGAUCGAGAUUACGAGAGGCGUGCUCAUCGACUUCCAACGCGAACCAUGACAACCCGGCGCGAUCGGAUCGCGAGCACGUCGUCUAGGCCUGCAUACAAUAGUUCUGUGUUUGCGUGCCCAUCCUCGACGAGUCCUAGUGUAUCUUCCCAAUACAGUACGCGGCCAACACAACGCACAAGCGCGGGGACCACCAAUGAUGCCGGAACACUUGCUCAGCUCUCCCUUCAACCACACCGGACGCCGCACAUACAUAUUGAACUCUUUUGCCGACCAACGAGUCCACCCAGAAUCCACUUAAGCUUUGGACGAAACUUUCGACCCCUCACAUGGACAGCCCAGUGA
This is a messenger RNA of Colletotrichum costaricense, 426 nucleotides long. RefSeq lists its product as uncharacterized. The record is from RefSeq and is a predicted model, not a curated record. The transcript has a single exon. Lineage: Eukaryota; Fungi; Ascomycota; Sordariomycetes; Glomerellales; Glomerellaceae. The coding region runs from base 1 to 426 and encodes 141 amino acids.